AGUAUAGAGUCAGUUAACUGUCACUUGCGUUUUAAUAUUACCUUUCUAUUGUUUGUUAAAUGAAAACUAAUAUAAAAUAUCUUAGAUAACAAAUAAAUAUUAUCUACUUACCUAUUUGAAUUUGGAUAUUCGUUAUUAAUCAAAUUGCUAUUUGAUAUUGUAUACCUACUACCAUUGUUUAGUUAAACACUAACAACAGCUAUGGUUCAAUCUCAGUAUUCUUUAUCAUGGAAUUCAUAUAAGACUAGUAUAUGCAAUGGAUUCAGCUCGUUGCAACAGAACGCCGAGUUAGUAGAUAUGACUAUUGCAGCAGAUGGGCACUUUGUAAAAGUUCAUCAAGUGUUAAUGGCAUUGUCAAGCCCUUACUUAAAGGAACUUAUUACUUCUGCCCCAGGCCAACACCCCAUUCUAUUUCUUAAUAAUGUUUCUCAUAAAACACUGUCCCUAUUACUUGAGUACAUAUACACAGGUGAAGUACUUGUACCAUCUGAUGGAUUUGCAUCUUUUGGAGAAGCAGCUAGAGCUCUUCACAUAAAAGGCCUUGAAAAUAUUACAAGUACUGAUAAUUUUAAUCCCAAAAUGGCAACAAACAUGCCGCAGAUAGAACAAAAUUUGUGUCAUGCUAGUGGCAUUAAAAGGUUAGCUGUACCUACUAGUGAUGGAACAGAACAGAUAAGUUUGCCAGCAGCUGCCAGAAAAAUUUAUAUUAAACAAGACAUGACGCCUUAUACGACUAAAACUGAAGUACAGUCAACAUUUAAAGACGACACUCACGACUACACUGACAUGAUGGAAGACAGUGCGAUACAGGAUUCCGAUGAGGAUGCUGCACAGCCAACUAGUAAUAAGAAAUUGGUUAUUGAAGCUAAACCAUCAUCAAACCUCCAGUUUACCGUGUCGAUCCGCGGCUCGCUGCAGGUGAUCCUUAAUCGAUACAUCUACAACCUCCACUCCGUCACUCACCGCACCGGCGUCCGUCGUUGGCGAUGUGUCGACUACCGCAACAACAAGUGCAUGGCUUUUGUGGUUACCAAAGACAACAUCGUUUUAAACAGGGCAAAUCUUCACAACCAUUCGUUCCAUGAUAAGAAAAUUCUUACUAAAAUCGAAAAGAAAGCUGUAUAUUCUGCACUGGACGACGUUAAAGGCUACAAAGAAAAAAUGAUGGAAAGCGAAAGUUCUAUAGAACACGAUGGCACCAUGGUAGAUUUUAAUGAAAGCAUUAAUUCACUUUACUACCUAUUUGAGAGCAUGUUGCCGGUACGAUUUUUGUGUAUUAUAUUCGGCUUACAUGCUAUUCUUGCGAAUCCUCUGCCAAAAAACUACCCGUCGCAAUGCUAUCACGAAAUUCCAGCAAUAAAGAGGUUUCAAGAGUACAUACAAAUUGACACGAGCCAGGAAAAUAAUAUACAUUUUGCCGUGGAAUUUUGGCGUCGGCAAGCAAAUGAACUUGGCUUACCAUUUGCUGUGCACCGUCCGACCGGUAAACCGGUCUGUGUUAUUACUUGGGAGGGUUCCAAUACGACACUACCCAGUAUUAUGCUGAAUUCGCAUAUGGAUGUCGUCACUGUAUAUGAAACAGAUUGGACCUAUCCUCCGUUUGCUGGUCACAUAGAUGAUAAUGGGAACUUAUAUGGCCGUGGUACGCAAGACACCAAAGAUAUCGCUAUACAGUAUUUGGAAGCUAUUAGAAAACUUAGAAACAACAAUGUAACUCUUGAGCGAACUUUUCAUCUUACUUUAAUGCCGGACGAAGAAACGGGCGGCUUCAAUGGAAUGAUACCUUUUGCGGAGACAGCUGAGUUUGAAGCACUCAAUGUGGGUUUUGCAUUGGAUGAAGGACUCGUUUCUAGUGCUGACUAUUUUUUUGCCACAUAUCAAGAUAAAAGGCCAUGGACAAUGAAAUUUAAACUAAACGGUCCAAGUGGUCACGGUUCUGUGUUGUCAAAUGGAAGCGCUGUGGAGAAGCUGCAAAAGUUGAUCAGUAUUAUAAUACAAUUUAGAACCGAACAAGAAGAACGUAUGGCUGCAAAUAAUGCAUUAGACUACGGAAGUUAUAAUACGAUAAAUAUUAACAUUAUUCAGGGAGGAUUGGCUUCGAAUAUAGUACCUACUGAUAUAAAGACAGUCAUAGAUAUGAGACUGGCCACAUCUGCAGAUGCUGAAGCUAUGUUAGAUUUGGUAAAGAAUUGGGCAGAACAGGCUGGUAAUGGAACUGAAUUGACUUUCGCCCGAUAUGUCACGGAAUCAGCAGCGACACCACUCGAUGGUAACAAGUAUUGGGUUGCUAUGAAAGAAGCUAUCAAUAAUAUGGGUAUUCAAAUUACUCCAGUGGUAUGCCCGGGGACUACAGAUAUGGUCGUAAUGCGAAAUAAAGGCAUACCUGCGAUUGGAUUUGCGCCUAUAACUCAUACAAAAUCUAAUGUAAACGGAUCCAAUGAGUAUUUGAACGUUGACACCUUCCUCAAUGGUAUAGAUGUGUACGUAGCUAUUUUACAAAAGUUAGGAAAUUUACAAUUAAAAUUGCAAUUAAAAGUUAUGUAAUAAAAUUUGUAAAAUUCAAUUAUGUAUACUUUUUUUACCUAUUUACAUUCUCAUUAAAAUUUAUAUUAAUA
This is a messenger RNA of Galleria mellonella (greater wax moth), 2615 nucleotides long. RefSeq names its product aminoacylase-1-like. The coding region runs from base 202 to 2544 and encodes 780 amino acids. The transcript has 17 exons. Gene Ontology annotation, cellular component: cytoplasm. Gene Ontology annotation, biological process: amino acid metabolic process. Lineage: Eukaryota; Metazoa; Arthropoda; Insecta; Lepidoptera; Pyralidae. Gene Ontology annotation, molecular function: aminoacylase activity; protein binding. The record is from RefSeq and is a predicted model, not a curated record.